Molecule: messenger RNA, 3371 nt
Organism: Agrilus planipennis (emerald ash borer)
Lineage: Eukaryota; Metazoa; Arthropoda; Insecta; Coleoptera; Buprestidae
Exons: 20
Coding region: 47-3295 (1082 amino acids)
Source: RefSeq, a predicted model, not a curated record
CUCUUAUUCUCGUUGAAUAAAUGGUUAAAGAACAAGUUUACUUAAAAUGUCUUUAAACGUUUUGCACUAUCUUUGCAUUUUCAUAUUUUUCGUAAGGCAAAGUUCAGGGUAUAAUCUAACCGUUUUGACGAAAAAUGGCUACGUUGAAGGUUAUAAACAACAAAGUUCAUCGAUCUCAAAUGGGUACUAUUACGCAUUCAAAGGAAUUCCUUUUGCAGAGCCCCCAAUAGGGGCACUAAGAUUUCAAGAUCCUCGGCCAGCGCAACCAUGGAAAGGCAUAAAGCAAACCAAACGUUUCAAAGACGCAUGCGCAGCUCAUCAAAACAGUCGUUCUACAAGUCCUAUAGUUGGAAAAGAAGAUUGUUUAUAUCUAAACGUCUACAUACCUUACACAGAAGAAGACAAUAAAGAUUUAUCGUUACCAGUAAUGGUUUGGUUUCAUGGCGGCGCUUUUGUAAGGGGUAGACCUUUCACAAACCCGUCGUUCCUUCUAGAAAAGCCAGUGAUAAUGGUUGUACUUGCAUAUCGCCUGGGAGUUCUCGGCUUCCUCAGUACUCAAGACCAGAAUGCUUGGGGAAACGCAGGACUUAAAGACCAAAAUUUAGCGCUUCAAUGGGUUAAAGACAAUAUCGGGUAUUUUGGUGGAAACUCAAAUAAAAUUACCAUUUUUGGACAAAGUGCUGGAGGGGCCAGCAUCGAGUACCAGCUGGUGUCGCCAAGAAGUGCAGGGCUUUAUUCACAAGCAAUAGUCCAAAGUGGAAGUACUCUUAAUGAAUGGGGGUUUCAGAGGGACCCCUCAGAAUUAACUUUGCAAUUGGCUAACGCAUUAGGUAUUCUUUCCACUGAUACACAAGAAAUAGUGCAAGAAUUACAAAAAGUAGACUACGUCAGUCUUAUAAGUAAUUCAUCGCGUUUAAGUGGUGGUAGAUUUCAACCAUCUGUCGAGGUGGAUCAUGAGGGAGCUUUUGUAAGCAUUAGCACAUAUUACAGCUGGACCAAUCGUGAGUUUAAUAAGGUCCCGGUCAUGAUAGGUCACACUUCGGAAGAUGGAUCUUAUGGAAAUGGAAUGUAUACCCAAUACGCCAAGGAUCACAAAAAAGUCAUUCCGGCCGGUUUAAAUAUUGACAGAAAUUCUGAAGAAGCUGAGGAAAUCGUUCAGAAAAUUUCAACGAUAUAUUUUCCGGAUAACACCUACGACAAUUUUACAGAAUGUAUUGAUUUUAUGACUCAACAUUACUUCGUCAGGGGUAUCAGAAAAACUAUAGCAGAUCUAGUGAAAACGUCCCGUCCCGUAUACUAUUACAGAUUUUCCUACGUUACAACUGCAAAUUACACCGUAGGAGUAAACGGUGGGGCAGGUCAUGGAGAAGAUGCACUUUACUACUUAUAUCGUCCUUUAUAUACAGAUGCUGACGUACACAUGAAGGACGUCAUGGUGACCUUGCUAACCAAUUUUGCGACGUAUGGGAAUCCUACUCCAGAAAUUGACCCCGUUCUAGGAAACGUUAUAUGGCCUGAAGCAAGGGACGGUGUUGAAGGGGAAGAUGACGUGCGUUAUUUGGAAAUUGGGAAAGAAUUAGUGCCUGGACUGAAUCCAUUUCAAGACGACUUUUUAUUUUGGAGAGAAUUGUUUAAGAAUUAUUCAACAGGCACCAUCUAUACAUAUUACCAGAACGUGAAAAUGGUGCCACAUGUGUCAUCUAGAGAGAUAUUGUUUGCGAUUUUGUUGAUUUGUAUUAACGAAUCAUGUGGGUACAAUCUGACCGUUAGAACACAAAGCGGAUAUGUGAGGGGUUUCAUGACAAGAAGUUCAUCAAAUUCCAGUCUUUUUUUCUAUGGAUUUAGGUCAGUCCCCUACGCAAAGGCACCAUUAGGAAAUCUUAGAUUUCAGGACCCACAACCACCUGACUCAUGGGAUGGGGUUAGACUGGCCAACUUUACUGCGAACUCCUGUGUUCAACAAACUGGAAACGCUGGAAGUACUGUAAUUGGAAAUGAAGACUGCUUAAAUUUGAAUAUAUAUGUACCGCAAUCAGAUCAGAACAACGAAGACCUAUCGUUCCCGGUAAUGAUUUCUGUUCAUGGUGGUGCAUUUGUUCGCGGUUCACCUUAUGGGAAUCCAUCAUUUCUUCUUGAAAAGCCAGUGAUAGUAGUUGUCAUUGCUUACCGCUUAGGAGUCCUUGGGUUCCUGAAUAUUGGAGACCAAAACGCAUGGGGAAAUGCCGGUCUUAAAGAUCAAAGUCUUGCGAUACAAUGGGUUAAAAAUAACAUUCGGAAUUUUGGAGGAGAUCCCAAUAAAAUCACCAUUUUUGGUCAGAGUGCAGGAGGAGCCAGCAUUAGUUAUCAUUUAGCUUCCCCAAAAAGUCGAGGUCUCUUUGCUCAGGCAAUUGUUCAAAGUGGUACUACAUUAAGUGAGUGGGGAUUUAUGAGGAAUCCGACAGCGUUAGCUUUUCGAUUGGCAAGGCUGCUCAAUAUAGGAUCAAACGAUACUGCUGAAGUAGUCAGGCAACUUCAAAGAAUAGACUAUCAAGUCUUAGUUAAUGCCUCUUCGCAACUUAGCCGAUUUUUACCGUCUGUUGAAGUUAAUCAUCCCGGAGCUUUUAUUAAUCGUAGCUCUUACGAUAUCUGGACUAACGGUGAUUUUGAUAAAGUUCCUGUUAUAAUAGGUCACACCUCGGAAGAUGGCGCUUAUGGUAGAGGUGCCUACAGACAGUACGCUCAAAAUCCUAGAAAUCUCAUUCCCGCUGGGCUGAAUGUUGACUUAAACUCUCCAGAGGCUAAUCAACUAAUCCAAAACAUCUCUGACUUUUAUUUUCCAGACAGAGUGUAUGAUAACCUUAACAGAUCUCUAAACUUCAUGACUCAACAUUAUUUUGUCCGAGGUAUUCGAAAAAUUAUUGCAGACUUACUGAAAACAUCACAGCCACUGUAUUAUUACAGAUUCUCGUAUGUUACAACGGAGAACUACACCACAGGAGUUUACGGUGCUGGACAUGGUGAGGAAAAUCUGUAUACGUGGUACACUAGAUUAGCUAAUCAAGAGGAUAUCCUUAUGAAGGAUCGUCUGAUAACGAUGUGGACUAACUUUGCAAUUUACGGAAAUCCUACUCCAUCGGCCGAUCCUGUUCUUGGAAACGUUAUUUGGCCAAGCGCAAGAGGUCUUGGAGGUGAUAACGUUCGAUAUUUGGAGAUUGGAAGACAAUUGGUACCUGGUACAAAUCCAGCUCAGCAAGAUUUCUUAUUUUGGAGGAACAUAUUUCAGCAACAUGCAAAACCACCAAUUUACACGUACUAACAUAAAAUAAUAGACGAUGUAAAAAAAGUAUGAUGAUGUAUUGAAAUAAAACAAAGUAAUAUCAGUAUGAUGGAAA